Lathyrus oleraceus (garden pea) is the source of this 831-nucleotide messenger RNA. RefSeq lists its product as uncharacterized. The record is from RefSeq and is a predicted model, not a curated record. Gene Ontology annotation, molecular function: kinase activity. NCBI's taxonomy places the organism in Eukaryota, Viridiplantae, Streptophyta, Magnoliopsida, Fabales, Fabaceae. The coding region runs from base 1 to 576 and encodes 191 amino acids. The transcript has 5 exons.
AUGACAGCCGUUUCAACAGAGAACACAAAGGGCCGGGUAUCAGCGCUGGCAGAUGCAGCUCCGGUUACCAUCACGGUACCUGGGCCUAUUCCAUAUGAAAGCGAUGAUGCUGUGCCAUGGGAUUAUGGUGGAGAGGUAUAUUGUAAUGGGGAGAAGCAGGAGGAGCAGGCUACAGGUGAAACCACCGUUUCAAAGGUUUGGACACAGGCACCAUCUAUCCCGAGUGCAUUAGUUUCCAUGCUUAUAAGAUUUCCAAAUGUCAAGUUUGUGAUUGUGACUCUGGGUGAAGAUGGUUGUCUAAUGUUGGAAAGAAGUACAAAUGAGUAUGUCAUCGUAGAAGAAAGGAAUCUAGAGAGGCUCUUAGAACUCUUGUACAAAGAGAAAGAUGAUAGCUUGGCUAUUCCAACCUGUAUAUCAUCGGUGGUGAGAAAGUUCAGAUCAGAUGGAAUAGGCACAGUUUGUGGGAGAUUCUUGAUCGGAACAGCAAAGAAGAUACCAUAUUCUGAGCUUAUUGAUACAACUAGUGCAGGGGAUGUAUUUAUUGGAGCGAUUAUGUAUGGUAGGUGUAGUCUCUGACCUGAUUUUUUCUUUCUGUCUUUCUCUUUUUCUAAGCUUUGUUACUCGAGACUUCACAUGGGUAUUCAUUUUUGGCUUGUUUACUUGUGUCCAUCUACAUUAGAAUCACAAAAAGAAACAAAAACAUCUUACUUGAUAUGGUACAUAGACUUCACCCUUUUCAUCCCUAUGGAUGGGCUCAUCCUAGUGGAUAGUGAUCCAGCCCUUGCCCGAACCCAAAAACAUGUUGAUUUAAUCUCUCAUUGGAAAAAAAUU